AUGAAAAGAGAAAAAGCAUUCUCUUCGGUAUCCUGAUUUGAAAGAAACGAUGCAUACUUUAUUACACUUAAUCGUCCAUCAUCAUUGAAUUCUAUAUCGCUUGAAAUGUAUCGCUUUAUAUUUGAUUUAGCUCAUCAAGCUUCUAAUGAGAAAAAGCAUAUGGUAUUUUCAGGGGAAGGAAGAGCUUUUAGUUCAGGAGGAGAUAUUAUUGCUUUAGCAAAUCAAACCGAUAGCCCAGAAGAAGUAUUUACUACUCAAUUUAAUCUAAUUUAUUUCCUAAAGCAAAUGAAAACGAUUAGAGUUGCAAUAAUGGACGGAAUCACUUUUGGAGGUGGAGCUGGAAUUGCUUGAAGCUGCUCUAUAAAAGUGGCUACUCCAAAUACACGUUGGGCAAUGCCUGAAUGCCCUAUUGGGUUAAUACCUAUUGUAGGGGCUUCUCAUUACUUUGCUAAUACAAACCCUCCCGAGUUAGGAUUGUAUUUAUCACUAACAGGAGAAAUUCUCAAUGGGGUUGAUUGCUAUUUAUUUGGCUUUGCCAAUUACUUUAUUGAAGCUAAUAUUGAACUGGUUAGGGCUGAGAUGUGCAAUGGAAAUUUAAUUAAAACCUUGGAUAAAUUUCACGUAAACCCUCCAGAAACUUUAUCAAAAAUUCUUCCUGUUAUGAACCAAUUGAAAUACUGCUUUGAUACGAAUGGCAGGAUUGAGCUAAUUAUAUCAAAGCUAAGCCUUUUAAACACAGCUUGAAGUCUAAAAACACUUAAAAAGCUUAGAGAAAACUGCCCAUUAGCAUUAAGAAUCUCAUUUGAAGCUUUCCAAAUGGGGAAGUCUAUUUGCUUUAGGGAUUGCUUAAUCAUGGAAUUUAAUUUGGCAAUGAAAGUUAUUAGUAGAGAGGAUUUCAGAGGAGCAAUUACAGCAAAGAUGAUUAAAAAGUCACAAGAAAAAAUCAAAUGAAACCCAGAAACUUUGUGCGAAAUUGGAAAUUCAAAGAUGCAGGAAUGCUUUCAAGAUUACAAAGAAAAUAGUUUGAGAUUAAGAUUAAGAUUACGAUAACUCUUUGUAGACCCCCACUUAGCUUAGGAUCAAUCUAAACAAGCUCUUCCUUCAUGAAUUCCAUCCAAUAGCUAACAGCUCUGAACAAAGGUAGGUGGAAUCGGCCUAACCGUCGAACCGUUACAGUUGCCUAUGGCCCGGACGAGUCUCUCUUCAUGUCUUGAAUGUGAUUCAAGCACACACUUGGGGCUGCCGGAGCAGCCCCAACGCUAAUUUCCUUCAGAAAGGUUGAACUUCCCUCACUAGGACGAGCAUAGGGGACGAGACCCCUAACUCAUACAUUCCAUUUUUAAUUGUGAGAAAAAUAGUUUAAACCUUCCAAGACUUUAA
Blepharisma stoltei is the source of this 1380-nucleotide messenger RNA. Lineage: Eukaryota; Ciliophora; Heterotrichea; Heterotrichida; Blepharismidae. The record is from the annotation of a GenBank genome assembly.